Messenger RNA from Hyaena hyaena (striped hyena), 687 nucleotides. RefSeq names its product calcium-dependent secretion activator 1-like. Lineage: Eukaryota; Metazoa; Chordata; Mammalia; Carnivora; Hyaenidae. Gene Ontology annotation, biological process: synaptic vesicle exocytosis; dense core granule exocytosis; positive regulation of exocytosis. The transcript has 5 exons. The record is from RefSeq and is a predicted model, not a curated record. The annotation marks the transcript as partial. Gene Ontology annotation, cellular component: glutamatergic synapse.
AUGCCAAUGCCUCGAGACCGAGAAGAGCGAGCUGUUCUCAAGGAAAGCUCAGAUUCAGUAAAGAAGAUUAACAACAUAGACUACGGAAUAAGAAUUGCAGUUCCUAAGGUCAAGGUCGAGAAAGACCAUGAAAAGUUCACCCCAGAUCCUUUACUUCAUUUACAGCUCUCGCUGAAACAGCUGAUAAAGAGAGGGAGGAGGAAAACCCAGGCUCCCACCUGGGCAGCUUCUGGGUCGCUGAUCAGCAAACAGCAGCUGCAAACAGUCAAAGACCGGUUUCAGGCUUUCCUCAACGGGGAAACCCAGAUUGUGGCGGACGAAGCCUUCAUGAACGCCGUCCAGAGUUACUAUGAGGUGUUCCUGAAGAGUGACCGCGUGGCCCGCAUGGUGCAGAGUGGGGGCUGCUCUGCCAAUGAUUCCAGGGAGGUCUUCAAGAAACACAUUGAGAAGCGGGUGCGCAGCCUGCCCGAGAUUGAUGGCCUCAGCAAGGAGACUGUGCUGAGCUCCUGGAUGGCCAAGUUUGAUGCCAUCUACCGUGGGGAAGAGGACCCCAGGAAGCAGCAGGCCCGGAUGACAGCCAGUGCAGCCUCUGAGCUGAUUCUGAGCAAGGAGCAACUCUACGAGAUGUUCCAGAACAUUCUUGGGAUCAAGAAGUUUGAGCAUCAGCUCCUAUACAAUGCGUGCCAG